Messenger RNA from Aedes albopictus (Asian tiger mosquito), 5697 nucleotides. Its product is annotated as P protein. Bases 1392 to 3956 code for a protein of 854 amino acids. Gene Ontology annotation, biological process: transmembrane transport. The transcript is spliced from 12 exons. The record is from RefSeq and is a predicted model, not a curated record. Gene Ontology annotation, cellular component: membrane. NCBI's taxonomy places the organism in Eukaryota, Metazoa, Arthropoda, Insecta, Diptera, Culicidae.
CGGGGACGGACAGACGAACCGUGAUCUGCGCGGGUGAGGCGGUGAAGAGUUCAGCGGUUGGCUCGCGCAGUUCUAGACUAUUUCGGCACCGAUCCAGACGGGCAGUCCUUCGGCGGUUCUGGAUGAGUCGGAUCGUCGUAGAUUUGGUGCAUGCAGUGACGAAUGUUCUACCUACGACGGUAUCAUCGCUAAGGUGACGAGUGUUCGUGAAGAGGUCAGGUCAGUCUAGUAAGUGAACUAGGCAUAAAGAAGGGCGUACCCAUUCGCCAGUAGUGUUCACGGUCAGUGGUUGGUGUGGCCUUGAAAAUCUGAAGGGCGUCAAAGGGGAAAACAAAGGAAAUAAAUCCGAGUCAUCGGUUAUUGUGGGGAUUACACGUGGUCUCGUGGCCGAAGUGGUCGUAGAAGAGAGGCCGUCAAAGUGUGGCGAUGACGAAGGUGACGACGCAGUGAAGGUGACAAAUGGGAUGUCUGGGUGCAUAUGAAAGUGAUUUUUUUUCUGGUGCAUAUAAUUGAGUGGUAGAGAAGACGUAAUUGGAUUGAAAAACGGCGUGAAUAGAUGUGGGAAGUGUUUGAAAAAGAAUAACAAGAAUAUCCUGAGAAGAGUUAGUGAACCAUGUUGAAAAAGUGCACUUUCAUCCGGUAGAGUUUCUGCUAGUUGGUGUGGCGGAAAAUUGCAACACCAGUUUCUCGCGCAAAAAUUGGAGUCACCUGGAUCAUCAUUCCAUUCAUCCCAUGCUGCGGUCGCCACAUCCAUAACACCCAUUUGAACGAAACUUGGGAAUCAGGUCCGGAAAAAAGUGGUAGCGCAAUUGGAACAUCUGAAUCGACUCAUUGGAACAACUGUGGCAACAGUGCUAAAAAAAGCAGAGAAAGAAGCAAAAUUCUUCAAAUCAAAGUUACAUCGAAAUUCAGCCCUUUUCUGGUCUCACCAUCCCAAAAAGAAUCGGAAAGAAGAAAUUAAAAAUUGUGGCCUCGUAUGAAAUUCUAAAUUUAAAGUGCUUUUAGUGAUUGUUUUUGAAGUUUUUCAUUGAAACAAAAAAUGCAAGUGAAUUUCAUUGUUUAUGUUUUAGUAGUGUGGUGAUAGUUGUUGAAUCAUUUCACAAAGACACAUUCAGUUGUUCAUCCGCGUCUUGAAAUCGUAGUUGUGUGCUUGUCAUUUGUUCUAAAUCAUGUUCACUGUGUCAAGUGAAGCAAUACACGUUUGUUGACACCACCACCACGCACAACCUCAUAUAUCACCUCAUCCAACCAUAGACGACAGGAAGAAAACCAAUAAACGCAAAUCGAGAGGCUGACAGCACCACUUUACUCCUCAAAAAGAAAAGCACUCACAACUAGUUGAGUCUCAAGUUCGAAAGACGAGUUACGCAAAAAGUGUAGCAGAGAGGAAAAUGCCGAAAAAUUUGCGACCCCCCUCGUCGACCAACGCCUACGGCCGAAUCGGGCUGGUACCGGAGUCGGACGAUUCCCUGCACAGUCAGGAAAUGGACCCUCAGGUGACGGAGGCAUCGCUCGAGAUAUGGCGCACACUACCGGCCGCGAUCCGGCAGGACCCCAGCUUGGCCUCGUUCCGGCAGGAGCACGAGCGGUUGCACGGUCCCGAUGACGAUCCGCUGCCGAACGAAGACUGUUCGGCGGACGACGGAGAUGACAAUAGCAAGGAGUUUAUCACAAUCAAAGUCACAAACCCUAGUCAGAAUGGGGGGGACGGAACGGACAGCGCCAGUGGUAAACUGACGGCAACGACGACAGCGACGGCCACCCCAUCGCCCCGCGCCGGAAACAAACACCAACAGAAUGGGGAAAAGCACGGCCACAACGCGACUAUGGAUCACGGUGGCGAAGGGGACGAACACGAGGUCACCAUGCACAGUAUGCAUGGACAUCCGCACCAGCAGCACGGCAAGGUGUUUAGCACCGUGAAGAUCUCCGCACUGCUGGUGGUGUGGCUCAUCUUCACCGGGUUUCUGAUGUCCAAGAACGAGAAGGAGCUGGAACCCCGCCAGAUGUCGAUCCCGGAGGGGAGGAUCAGGACAUACAUUCUUCCGGACUCACCCCCUGGAUCAAGGGUAGGAAUCUACCUCAAAGGUGCCUUCCUCAACGACCAGCAGCACAACAUGACGAGCAACUACGUCUCGGUGAACCUGCAGCUGCUGUACACCAAUAGCAAUACCUCUAACCUUACCAACAUCCAAGAUCAUGAUGUAAAACAUGUGGAGAACGUUACCGACGCCUGGUUGGUACCGGUUCCGGCCUAUCCCGACCAGAUGGACCGAAUGGACGAGAUCACGCGCAAACACGUGUUCGACAUCGGCACUGCGAGCCAUAGAAAGGUGGCCAACGGGAAGGCGGUCAUCCGUGUGCACAUGUCCAGCAACGUGGAGGCCGACGUUCCCGUCAAGUUCACCUACGACUCGACACCGAUCGACAAGGAAACGGGCGUCAUCUACGCUGCGAUCGUACUGCUAGGACUGUACGUUCUCAUCAUUUGGGAGAUAGUGAACCGUACGUUCGCAGCCAUGAUUGCGUCCACGUUGGCCAUCGGUGUCCUCGCCGCUAUGGACGAACGGCCCAGUAUGCCGAAGUUGAUCUCGUGGAUCGACGUGGAAACGCUACUACUGCUGUUCGGAAUGAUGAUCAUGGUCGCGAUCCUUUCGGAGACCGGUAUCUUUGAUUUCUUGGCAGUAUACGCCUACCAGGUCACCAACGGUAGAGUUUGGCCACUGAUCAACUGUCUGUGCAUCUUUACGGCCGUCCUGUCGUCGUUCCUGGACAACGUUACUACCGUACUUCUAAUGACACCGGUCACGAUAAGGUUAUGCGAGGUGAUGGAGUUAAAUCCGGUGCCGGUGCUGAUGUCGAUGGUGAUCUACUCGAACGUCGGAGGCACACUGACGCCGGUGGGCGAUCCGCCAAAUGUCAUCAUUGCCUCCAACAGUUACAUCUCCAAAAAUGGAGUCAACUUCGCCACCUUCACCCUGCACAUGGCAAUCCCGAUCGCGAUCGUGAUGGUCACGACGUACUUCCAGCUGCGCAUGAAGUUCAAGACGAUCAGCGAUCUGCGGUUUAGCGAACCGCAGGACGUGCAGGAAAUUCGCCACGAGAUCGCCGUCUGGCAACGUGCAGCCGCGUCGCUGUCGUCCUACUCCAAGGACGAAGAUCUGGUACGCGAAACGCUGCUCAAAAAGGUCAACAAGCUGUCCCGAUCGCUGAAGAAGAAACUGGUCAGCGGCUCGGUACCGGUCGAAUACAAAGCCACCCUGGAGGAGCUCAAGAACAAGUACCCGAUCAGGAACAAGGUGCUGCUGGUCAAGUCUGCGGUUACACUGGCGUUCGUGAUCACGUUCUUCUUCUUGCACUCGGCCCCGGAUAUCCAGAAGUUGUCCCUCGGUUGGACCGCCCUGCUGGGAGCCGUACUGCUGCUGAUCCUUGCCGAUAGGGAAGACAUCGAAUCGGUGAUCGCCCGCGUCGAGUGGUCCACCCUGCUGUUCUUUGCUGCCUUAUUCAUCCUGAUGGAAGCGCUCGCCGAGCUCGGGCUGAUCGAGUGGAUCGGAAAGCAGACGGAGAAUGUUAUUUUAUCCGUAUCGGAAGAAUCUCGUUUAGCUGUUGCCAUAUUACUCAUUCUCUGGGUUUCUGCAUUCGCAUCCGCCUUCGUCGACAACAUCCCGCUGACGACGAUGAUGGUCAAGAUCGCCAUCGGCCUGGCCGAGAACGAAGCGCUCGAUUUGCCCCUGAAACCCCUCGUCUGGGCACUCGCCUUAGGAGCCUGCUUAGGAGGUAACGGUACCCUGAUCGGUGCCUCCGCCAACGUAGUGUGCGCCGGUGUUGCUGAGCAACACGGCUAUAGGUUUACCUUCAUAGAAUAUUUCAAAGUCGGUUUCCCAGUGAUGGUCGGCAGCGUUAUCGUGUCCACCGUGUAUCUGCUGUUCGCCCACGUAGUCUUCACCUGGCAUUGAUCCGCUGGGAUCCGGAAUCUUAUGCCGUCAUCGAGUCCUCGUGCGCUGCCAUAAUUACGAAGGUCGACGUCCACUGAGAGCGCUUCCCAGAGAGCCGCUGCCGCCGUCGGACCGGACCACGCGCGACUGGAAAGAGUAGAACAAAUGAUGUGAUAUCCUUCCGAGAAAUCCCAAUCAGCUGUUUAGAAAUUACACCUACUGUUUACGUUAACGAUCAUUAGCAUUAGUAUAAAAAAGAGGGAAGCAGAGCAGACCCUGGCGCACAGAACUAAGAGAGCAAAGCUGAAACCCCCCUCCGCCAAGCGGACAAAAACGUCAAUUUCACCCGAAGCAGCCCUUCCCAGGCAGGGCUGACCUAGUUUAGACCCUAAGAUAUCAGAGUAGGCUUGGCUUAUCGCAGCAAAGCGGAAACUCCUCUGGCUCCGAUUGCAUGAAAACUCCCCGCCCUCUUCGAUCCCUGAAAAUCUACCCUUUCCCAAUUUCUACUCUUUUUUUUUCGUUUCAAUGCUCGUUUACUCAUUAAGUCCCUUGUUCACCUUGUUCAUAACAAACUAGAUGCUAGUGAAUAUUUUUUGUCCUGUUUAUUUUCUGUUUUGUAUUGAAUAUUUACAAACUAAAGUGUUGAAACUAGUUACGUAGUAUCUCAGCUCUAAAAAAUUAUAUAUAUUUGAGUUAGUUAGUUCAAAAUAGCUAGAAAAUUAGCUGAUUACAACACAACUGUAUAUUAAAUAUCUUAUUUAAAAUAAAAAUAAAAGAAAGCAGAAACGACAUUCCACAACAAAAAAGAAACUAAACCUCUCCAAGGGAGUAGAGAAAGAAAUGUCUAAAAACAAUCGAACGUCGCUUGUAGCAAGAAAGAAAAACACAAAAAGAGACAAGUUUAUGAUAAGAAAAGAGAAACUGGAGUAUAUUUUUAGAAAUUAAAUUUACCGUUAGAGCAGCAAGGAUCUGGAAUGCUACACUUCCAUCACGGAAGUCAGCAGCUAGAGAAGAAAGUGCUUUGCAAAUAUGGAUGCAACACUCGCCGGAAAUGUUAUCGAGAGUCGAUCAAUAAAAAUGCUGUCAACUACUAAUGUUAUUUAAAAAUUACUGUUUGAAUAAAAAAGUAAAAAUCAACUAUACACAAAACAGUUCAAAUUGCAUUCAACAACCAGUUGCCAUAUGUUAAAUCGUUUGGUUUCGAUUGGGUCUGCUAGGAACUCUCCGAUGAAAAAAAAACUUAUCGAAUCAGGACCGAAGUGGGGCGGAAGAGGCAUAAGCAUUGGAUACCAACAGAAGAAUUAUGAGCGGUGUCGAUCAACACUACGAUGCGAGAUUUGAAGACAGAGGACAACCCUAAACGAAUUUAGGCUCAUAGCCACCGCAAACCCAAAGUUUGCGAAACGCUGACGUCGGGCACGCAUUGUGUCUUCUCACCAGUUGUGGGGGGAAAGAGUAUCCUGUACAGUUGUUAUAUUAUCCUUGCGGAUAGAAAACUCGGCGCAAAGAGACACCAGUAGUGAAACGGAAAGAGACAGAGAUCAGAGAACACCAUCCAUGGGAAUGAGAUAGAGAGCGGAGCGAGCGUGAAAAGAUUUAAAUCUAAUAGAAGAAACGAACUAACAGCGAGAAUGGGAAUAAAACAGUUGUGGCAACCUGUUUGUGCAGAGAAAUAGGACAAAUGCGACGAAGAAAGUAGGAAAUUUAUAUUUGAAUCAAUGCAAAACAAAAAAAAGAGAUAAUAAAAGUGCAUAAAAUAAGA